GAUCGAAGGCUAACUAACUCCAUGGAUAUGACAACCACACCUCUUUCGUGCUUUACGGGAGUGUAACGAACACACACUUUAAAGAGCAUUAAUGUGGUCAGACUUUAAAUGAGCUGUAAGCAGAUAUCUGGCGGUGUUACCUGUUUGUUCGUUUGUUUAGUUUGUUAGCCAUGGUUAGGAGCUAGCUAAUUUCAGCUGAGGUAAGAAUAACGUUAGCUGCUAGCUGCUAACUCUUUUACAUUAGACAGUCAUGCCUACUUCGCUGAAGAUAACUCGUUAAGCUGUUAAACAUCUCCUGAUCUCCUUGUCCUUCUUGUCAAGGACACCAAGUCGAUGAAUUUCCUGGCACACCUUUCACAUCACUACUACAAAGAUGCAACAUGCUACAAAGACUGACCUGAGUCUGCUGCUGGAGUGCCUGAAAUGCCAAAUGAAAUGUCCAGACUCUCAGAAGCAAGCACUCCUCACCAUUUAUUCUAUUUGCCAGCAAAGCGGUGAGUAUGUGGAGUUUUUCCUGGAUCUGGGAGGAGUUAUGUUCGUGCACAGCCUAUCCCGCGCCAGCCCCCAUCCUCAGGUCAAACAGACGGCACUCUUCAUUCUGGGUGCCUUGACCGAGUCUAAUGUGUGCUGUAAGCAGGCCCUGUGCAGAAAGGAGACGUUUGCAGACCUGGUGGAGAGCCUGCAGCUGGAGGUGCCUGUGACCCAGAAGAGGGUGGCCGUGUACCUGCUGUCAGCGCUGGUGUCCAACAACAGGUCAGGACAGGAGUUUGCUCACUCUUCAGACUGCAUCCAUGUGCUGCUGAAUCUGUUCAGGUGGAGCUUCCCCCUCUCCUCUGAGGCCAUGGCUGUGGGAGAGACUCAGAUGACGCAGCUCUGGACCGCUGUGUCCAAUGCCCUGUGUGGCUGUGUCAACAAUCCCCAGAAUGACCUGAACCAGCGUGUGUGUAUGUCGGCGUUCCCGCUGGUGUGUGUCUGGCUACAGCAGAUGAGUCCCCCACACCCCCAACUGCUCCAGCCGCUCUGCUCCUUCAUCGCCAUGACGCUGCACAACAACAUGUGUGCUCAAGAGUUCUUCUCCUCAGUGGGGGGUCUGCGUGCGGUGUGUGUGUGUCUGGCUGAUCUGGUGCCUGAGUGUCCAAAGAGCCCCCCAGCAUGCAGCAUGGCCAUCACACUCACCAAGACCCUGGCCGCCUGCAUCACAGACAACCCGGUUCUGGCGGCGGGCCUGUGUGUGCUGCAGCUGGUGCCGGUGCUGGUGCUGCUGCUGUCCUGCCCCAGACUGGACCCCCGAGACCAGCUCAGCGUGCUGCUCACCACCGGCCUCUGCACAGACUCCUCCGAGGAGCACCAGACCCAGCUGUUGGCUAGCGGAGGGCUGCCCCUGGUCAUCUCUCUGCUGACCGACACUCAGGACGAGGAGCUCAAGAAAGCAGCCACCUUCGUCCUGCAGACCUGCAAAAAGAUCACUGGGAUGCUGGGCCCUAGCCUGGGGUCAUGUCAUGAAGAGGAGCAUCAGAGUGAGUUGGAGAACCACUGGAAAUCUGCCAAGGAUAUACUACAGAGGAUAAACAACCUAGAGAAGCAACAGGCAGGAGAAGAACAGUGGGAACGGGAUGUGGGGAAUUCCGCAGAUCAGCAGGAAGGAACUUUUGGCAUUCCGCUGGCCCCGCCCCCUUGGACCCCUCCGCUGCAGCUCCGUGACCCCCCUGAGGAACUCUGGGAAGGGACGCCGCUGCGCAGUGUCAAAGGUCAUCGCCGGGGGGGACGGCCCAGGCGCAGGAACACCGCGCACAAAGAGCCUCCUGUGCGGAGGGACAUUUUUGGCAGUGUUCCAGAACAGGACCUAUCCCUUGAGAGCCACUAUACCACCGACCGAGACGCCAAGAGAGAGGAAAGAGAGAGAGGAGAGGGAGGGAGAGAGGAAAGAGAGAGGGGAGAGAUAGAGAGACAGGAGAGAGAGAGGGAGACACAACAGAGGCAGAGAAUCACGGAAUGGAAGAAGAGAGAGAAAGAAUGUGCUGUCCAGAGAGAAAGAGGAGAGGUGAAAAGAGAGAGAAGGAGAGAUAUGGAAGAGAGAGAGAGCAAGAGAGGCAUAGAGAUCGAGAGAGAGAGCAAGAGAGGCAUAGAGAUGGAGGGAGAGAGGAGAGAUAUGGAAGAGAGAGAGAGCAGAAGAGGUGUAGAGACGGAGAGAGAGAGGAACAGGGAGGAGAGAGAGAGCAGAAGAGGGCGUGGCCGAAUUCCAGCCCAGUUAAGCUCCGCCUCCCUCACAGACACAUACAGCUGCCAACCAGCAGAGGGAGGUAAACACACAGACAGCCCCCAUGAGUUCAGGAUUCCAGAUCCCCUCACAAGCUCCACCCACCGACUCAGACCCCGCCCCCCAUCGGAUGAUGAGAUGUCCAUCUGCUCUGAGAUUCUGCAGCAGGAGAUCCAGCGUGUGCUGACGACCCCUGCCUCCUUUACCCACAGUGCACUGCGCUGCUUAGGUUGUGUGUCGGGUGUGUGUGAUGUGAGCAGCCGCUCGUUCGGUGCUCUCUUGCGCUCCAGCCAGCAGAAGUGUGAGACACACCUGCUGCUGCUCCGAGCCGACCAGCGCCACCGGAAACAGCUCAAGCACACACACACACACACAGUCUCGCACUCCAGCGACACACACACGUCCUCUCGCUCCAGCGACAACACACACACUCCCAGAGCCAGCCACACACACGGCAGCCCAGAGAGCAGCUACUGUGCCAUGGAUACACACUGUGAGAGUGACACACACACUUCCGCACCUCGACCCCUCAGAGAGAGCAGAGCAGACAGGAUCCCAGGAGAGCACACACACCCUCCGCACCAGAGAGACGGCACCACACACACGGAUCGCCUCACAGCUGUGAACCUCACUCCUCUGAAAAGGGCCCCCGACAUGCCUGGUAGAAGCCAGUGCAGAGAGGAGCUGAUUAGUGAAGACGAGUCCAACUCUGAGGCAGAGAGCUGCUCCAGGAAGAGGGACAGGAGGAGCUUCAGUGUGGAGGAGCAGGCGUUCCUGCGUGAGGGGGUUCGGCGCUUCGGUCCGUCCUGGAACUCCAUCCUGUGGGCGUAUCCCUUCCAACCCGGCCGCACCAACACCGACCUGGCACACAAGUACCGCCGCAUGAAGAAAGCUGAAGCUAUACAUUGAAGCAACAGAGACAGUGCUUAACAUGAGAUGUUCACAAAAACGAAAGAGAGUUUCUUCAUACAAAAACAUAUUUAAAUGUCUUGCAUAUAAUUGUGUACUUAUUACUGAUUUUAUUUAUAUUGUAAAAAUUAUAUACUUAUUUAACAUAAUAAUAUAUUUAUAUAAUCUGUAAUCAGUUGUUUACUUGGAGCAUUGUGUGCAGAGUUAUAGGUCAUGUAUUGUAUAGGUUACAUGUUCCAAAUUGUGGGCAAGUUCGCUGUGUUUUUGGGAAGAGGGGAAAAGACCUGAUAGAUUUUUGUAUCUGAA
Molecule: messenger RNA, 3472 nt
Organism: Sardina pilchardus (European sardine)
Lineage: Eukaryota; Metazoa; Chordata; Actinopteri; Clupeiformes; Clupeidae
Gene: terb1
Product: telomere repeat binding bouquet formation protein 1
Exons: 22
Coding region: 374-3166 (930 amino acids)
Biological process (GO): homologous chromosome pairing at meiosis; meiotic attachment of telomere to nuclear envelope
Source: RefSeq, a predicted model, not a curated record